CCAAGAUGACAGACUAGUAAAGUAAGGUUAACAUAACCAACUUGAAAACGAAGAUGGAAAAGGAAUUUGGGUUUAAAAAUAGGCGAAGGUGAUAUUAUUUUCAUGAUGAUUACAUAUCAACGCUAAAUCUGCAAAUGCUUAUUAGCACAAUCCUUCGUCGACACAUUGAAACAGAUGUACAAAUGGGCAUAUCGAUCUUCCCCCUGCACAAGCAUAAACAGUAUUUAUCGGAAUGCUGCAAACUGAUCAACGACGAGUGGAAACGUAGCGAAACGGCCCGCUUGCACAGCCUGGAGAGCUCCUGCGAUAGCCUGCCUACCUCGUUGGUGCUUGUCGAAGACGGACGAGUCAUCGGGCAUCUCAAACUGACUCCAAUCCCUUCCAUCAAAGACGCCUGUUUCGUAGAGUCUGUUGUCAUCGCCAGACACCUCCGAGGCCAAGGGUACGGACGCAUCCUUAUGAGAGGGGCGGAGGAUCAUUGCAGGACAGCGUUGCAGUUACGGACUGUUUAUUUGUCGACUAAGGGACAAGAGGGAUUCUACGCUAAAUUGGGUUAUGUAUUGUGUAAGCCUGUAUCGAUCUAUGGGUGUUUUGUACCUGAGACUAAAAAAGAGGAACCGAAACGGGUGGUUGUUCAGAGCUUAAAUGUUGAUGCGCCUGUUCCACCACCAUUGCCUCAUUGUGAGAGAUUAGUCAGUAGGAAAGUUUUUAUGAAGAAAGAAUUGAUUAGUAGGUAAUAUAUUUUUGAAAUCAGCGCUUGUUUUUUUUUAGGAAUGAAUCAAAUAUAGCUGUUUUCAAGAGAAAAAUAAAACAUUUUUUGCUAGGCAAAUGUUUCUAUACCUUGGAGGAGUUUGUUCACGGUUUAUACUUUUUUAAUUUGUCACUACUGUUUUUGAUUACCUUUUCAUGUGUUACAGAAUUUUCUGUUCUACUCAACAAUAAAAUAAAUUAUUAUUAUUUGUAAUUUUUAGUGUGUAAUUUCAGUCGAAAAUCAGAGUCAGUUUAGUUUCUGUUUCAACAGAAACUCCGCAAAAACUGCAACCAAAUCCUAAAUACGUUCGUAUGAUUUCUC
Molecule: messenger RNA, 1072 nt
Organism: Acanthoscelides obtectus
Lineage: Eukaryota; Metazoa; Arthropoda; Insecta; Coleoptera; Chrysomelidae
Source: the annotation of a GenBank genome assembly